UUAAAAAGCCUACUAAAAAUGGCGGGAAUUGACAAUACUUCAUUAACCGAACAAUCGAGCAAGUAAAUCAACUGAGCAAAACACUAAAAAGGAAAAUCAAAAUGUCAAAAGAGAAAGCGCCGGCGGCAACGGCGGUGGUGGAGGCGGCGGCGCCGGAGGCAGAGGAGUUGCCGAAAACGAUCGUACGGCGAGUCGUGAAAGAGAAGCUCUCUGAGAUUUCCACUGACGGCGGCGAUGUUACUCUUCACAAGGAAGCUCUCAUUGCCUUCUCCGAAAGUGCUCGCAUCUUCAUCCACUAUCUAUCCGCCACGGCACACGACAUAUGCAGUGAUUCAAACAGGCAGAUUAUUAAUGCUGAUGAUGUGUUGAAUGCUCUCGAGGAAGUUGAGUUUUCUGAGUUUAUUGAACCACUGAGGGCCUCCCUUAAUGAAUUUAGGAAAAAAACUGCUGUAAAGAGAGCAGGGUCAGCAAAGGCAAAAGAAGAAAACAAGAAGAGGAAAGCAGAUGAAGAGACAGCUACGGAAAAUGGCAAAGCUGGAGAGACAGUUGUGGAAAAUGGUGAUGAUGAAGAGACAGCUGUGGAAAAUGGCGAAGAUGAAGAGGCGGUUGUGGAAAACGGAAAAGAUGAAGACAAUGAAGAUGAAGACGAAGACGAGGAGGAAGCUAGUGAAAACAAGGAUGAUUCUUAUGAUAGUUGAGUAUAAUUUCUGUAAUCCAUAGCACGUCAUGUCUGGCUGACCUUCCAGCUAACACAUGGUGUGACAUAAUUAGGGUAGAAUUACAGACAGAGCUGACUAGCAUGAAUGAAAUGUUACAUUAGUGUGCUCGAUGUUACUUUUCCUGUAUAACUAAGGGCACUAGUCUGAUGGGAGCUUAUAAUGUGUAUCCUCUGUUUAGGGGUGAAUUAUUACUGAAAUUCAGAUUUCAUAGAAAUUGUAACCUGUCAUUGCCUCAGUAAUCAAUUUUUGUUUGCUGUUAA
Molecule: messenger RNA, 979 nt
Organism: Chenopodium quinoa (quinoa)
Lineage: Eukaryota; Viridiplantae; Streptophyta; Magnoliopsida; Caryophyllales; Amaranthaceae
Product: DNA polymerase epsilon subunit 3-like
Exons: 3
Coding region: 102-698 (198 amino acids)
Biological process (GO): heterochromatin formation; leading strand elongation; DNA damage response
Cellular component (GO): epsilon DNA polymerase complex; CHRAC
Molecular function (GO): chromatin DNA binding; protein heterodimerization activity
Source: RefSeq, a predicted model, not a curated record